GAAGAAAGAAGAAGAAAAAUCAGAAUUGUUUUUUUGGCCAUUAACGCUAGCAUUUGGCUGUUAAUUACAUGGUGACUAUGUAAUUGAAGGUGUUUUCAGGACAGAGAUAAAAAAAGGAACUAUGAGAAGCAAUACCAAGGCAGGGAGAGGCAGCAAAGAAGUGAGUUUGAAGUGAAUUGGUAUAUAGGUCUCUGUUGUGUUGCCAAUAUUGGUUUUCUUUCUGCUGUGAUCUUCAUUUUUUCUGUUCUGAUGUCACUCCUGUCGCGUCGCAUCCAUCUUUGCCAAGACCAAGUGCCUCCUCGCCAGUUCUUGAAGCUCCUUUUUAAUUAAGCUGUGAACAAACCACUUUGGACUGGACCUGUCAACCGCUCCCUACCUACUACAGCAUCCUCGUCUGCUUCAUUUGGACGUUCACUUUCCAGAGCAUCCUGUACCGUCAUCCCUCACCGCAUCCUCUGCGCGCAGCGCGUAUGGAAGCUCUCUAACUCAAGCAUGGAUAAGUUCCAACACCAGCCACUGGGCUCUCUUUUAACCAAGAUAAAGAAGUCCCGCGUGUUUUUAGUUGGCGCAGGUGGCAUUGGUUGUGAGCUGCUGAAGAACCUUGUGCUCACCGGGUUUGGGGAAAUCCAUAUCAUAGACCUCGACACAAUAGAUCUCAGCAAUCUGAACAGACAAUUCCUCUUCAGACAGGAGCAUAUAAAAAAGUCCAAGGCAUUAGUCGCAAAGGAAGUCGCCAGCAAGUUUCGUCGAGAUGCCUCCCUCCACGCGUAUCAUGCCAAUAUUAAAGACCCGCAAUUCAAUAUUGAAUUUUUUGAGUCAUUUGAUAUCGUGUUCAAUGCAUUGGACAAUCUAGAUGCACGCAGGCACGUGAAUCGCAUGUGUCUAGCGGCAAACGUUCCUCUGAUUGAAAGCGGCACGACAGGUUUCAACGGUCAAGUGCAGGUCAUAAAAAAGGGACGUACCGAAUGUUAUGACUGCAAUCCGAAGCAAGUGCCAAAGUCAUUCCCGGUAUGCACAAUACGGAGCACUCCAAGUCAGUCCAUACACUGCAUCGUAUGGGCAAAGAGCUACCUAUUACCAGAGCUUUUUGGGGAAAGCGAAAGCGAUCCGGAGGAGUUCGACCAUUCUGAAGACGCCGAAAAUGCGGAGGAGAUUGCAAAUUUACAAAAAGAGGCUCAAGCUUUACUUUCUAUUCGGCAAUCAAUGGGGUCUGAUAAUUUUGCGGAAAAAGUUUUCACCAAGGUUUUCAAUGAAGAUGUGGACCGACUACGAAAAAUGGAGGAUAUGUGGAAGGCAAGAAAGCCUCCGCAACCCCUAUCAUUCGAUCCCUUACAGCAAGAAGCGACCGCGGUGGACUCAACUAUAUCUUCGGAUGACCAGAAAGUCUGGAGUCUGGUAGAGAAUUUCGCAGUUUUUAAAGACAGUCUUGGCCGUCUAUCACGGAGGCUGCAGGGACUCGAAUCUACAGCUGCGGAUGGACAUAAACCUAUUAUAACUUUCGAUAAGGAUGACGAGGACGCCCUCGAUUUUGUCACCGCAAGCGCGAAUCUCCGAUCUUAUAUCUUCGAAAUCGAAAUGAAAUCGAAAUUUGAGAUAAAACAGAUGGCUGGGAAUAUCAUACCAGCAAUUGCCACGACCAAUGCCAUGACAGCAGCAAUGUGUGUUUUACAGGCGUUUAAAGUGCUAAAGGACGAAUAUUCUAAAGCGAAGAUGGUCUUCCUCGAGCGGUCAGGCGCCCGCGCUAUAAAUACUGCAAAUACGAGCCCCCCUAAUCCUCAAUGCCCAGUCUGCAGCGUGGCGCAAGGAAGGAUUUCAAUCGACCUCCAAAAAGCAACACUGAAAGAUUUGGUUUACGAUGUUCUUCGUGGACAGCUUGGGUACGGUGAAGAACUCUCCAUCAGUAACCAGAUGGGGACCAUCUACGACCCGGAUCUCGAUGACAACCUACCGAAGAAACUUAAAGAUUUGGGAGUUUCAAAUGACAGUUUUCUCACGGUUGUUGAUGAGGAAGAUGAGAAUACUCGAGUGAACUUGGAUUUGCUUGUGUUUGAACGAUCAUCAACCGACACAACAGCAAAACCCAUCUCCCUCUCAACAGAGCUGGUCAUACCCAGAAAACCAGCCCUUGACAAUGCUAAUGGCGGGGUAAACGUCAAUGGGGCCAUCUUGCCAGCCAACGGAACCGUCACGGGAAAGCGGAAACGGGAAACAGACGAAAAUCUGGAAGACAAGGACGAUAAAUCGGCGAAGCGCCUUGCGAAAAUGUCCGUAGCGGCUGGUGACGGUGAUCUCCUUGAAAAGCCUAUCAUCCUAGAAGACGAUUCCGGAACUAUUCUGAUUGAUGAUGACUGAAAAUUGAGCCUCGAUUUCAACACGCAAAGGAAAUAAAAAAAUAAAACAAGCACGAUAAAAAUUUGGCACUCGCUAAGCUCUAGUUUCUUGAAUUGCAUUCGAUCGCAUGCAUGAGAAGUACAGCCUUCAUUACUUAGCUGUACUCGAGAUUCCAGCUUCCUCGAUGGGAAGCUCCAGCCCUUACCACCCCGUUCUCUUCCCCCUCUCUCCUUAUGUUGUACCCCUUCAAAUAUUGUGUAAUUGCAUACAUUCAUGUGCCCGCCAUUCACAGCGCAAUUUCUUUUCUACGGUGGAAAGAAAAAAUAAGAAAGGGAAAUAAAAAGCAUGCUAUGAACAGAAAAUUUCGCUUCUUCCCCUUCCCCUCUUUUUUAUGCCUAUUUUGCUUGUGAUAUUACCUUUGUUUCCUUUUCUUUUUCUUUCGGGAUAUAUGGUUGGCUGGCUAGGUAAGUAAACUCUUGGUAGGGAUGGAUAUAUUUUAUUUAUUUAUUUAUUUUUCUUCUCAUUUUUGUUUUCCACAUUGUCUGCAUUUCUACAGAGAUUUUGCAUAUCUGUGGAGCAGGUCGGCUGAUUUCAGGUUAAGCGGGGGAUGGAAAGUUGCAUUUGUGUCCAGCGGCUGCAUAUUGUGUUUUUUCUCAGAGGAUAAGAAGACGAACAUAAAAUCUUAGGUCGUUUUAUUGUGCUAAAAGCCCUGAAAUAGGAAUAUACACAGGUUUAGAAAGUAUUAUAUUCUCAUUGAUGUCUCUGCUCUGCUUCUAGACAUAAUUCCACCCGAUACCCUUACAUACGAUAAAAAAGUAUAUGGUACAUGCCUUUGAACCAAAAUAAAGCCGCUCUGAAACGUGAGAAUAACGCAAGCUCCAUUUCCUUUCUUUCCUUUAUUUAUUUAUAUAAGUUUCCUCCUCACCAUAUUAGCGCACGUCUACACCGCACUCAAUCCCCCAUCCAAAUUCAGCACGCAGUUAUUAGCAUACUGGUUCGUCGCGAGGAAAACUGCGGCAUCGGCAACUUCUUCCGGUGUGCCGAAACGAUGCAACGGAAUUGAUUGUAGCGCCUGCUCGCGCACUUUGGCGUUUAGGUCUUGAGAUUUUUGAAAAAAAAGAAAUGGGCAAACGUUAACUAUCUUCCCCGCCACUAACGUAACCAAACCAAAUUGAACAAGAAGACUGGAUAUCAUACCCUCAACCAUCUUCGUCUCAAUAUACCCCGGCACAAUGACAUUGGCUCGCAACCUCGCCCAUUCCCUUGCGCCUGCGCUCUCCGCUGCGAUCGCGCGCGUCAGCGCUACUACGCCUGCCUUCGUGGAUGCAUACGUCGCGGCGCCCACGGCACCCCCCUUCAUGGCGUGGAGCGAGGAUAUGUUAAUAAUGCAUUUCGUGAAAGGGGUUUUAUUGGUGGCGUUUUCGUCUGUGAAUUUUUGGCGGGAUGGGGACCGCAUUGCGCGCCGUGCCAUGGUUCGGCAGGCGAAGAUUGUGCCUUGGAGGUUUGUGUGGAGCAUGGUGGUGAUGUGUUCGUCUUUAGUUAGCGGGAAGAGGGAGGUGUAGGAGAUUCCAGCGGCGUUGGUGAGGAUGUCGACGGUGUCCUGUGCGUGAUUUUUGUGUUUGUAUUAGGCCUAUACAGAAAACAGAGGUUCAGUUUGUCUAAAGGUGUAUGACAUAUAGAUAUAUAUACCAUUAAUUUCUUAAUCUCAUCACCCCAGAAAGCUGGGUUUCCG
Blastomyces gilchristii SLH14081 is the source of this 4063-nucleotide messenger RNA. RefSeq names its product ubiquitin-like 1-activating enzyme E1 B. Gene Ontology annotation, biological process: protein sumoylation. Gene Ontology annotation, cellular component: cytoplasm; SUMO activating enzyme complex. The transcript has 10 exons. The coding region runs from base 493 to 2352 and encodes 619 amino acids. NCBI's taxonomy places the organism in Eukaryota, Fungi, Ascomycota, Eurotiomycetes, Onygenales, Ajellomycetaceae. Gene Ontology annotation, molecular function: SUMO activating enzyme activity. The record is from RefSeq and is a predicted model, not a curated record.